Daphnia pulex (common water flea) is the source of this 1239-nucleotide messenger RNA. RefSeq lists its product as uncharacterized. The transcript is spliced from 5 exons. Lineage: Eukaryota; Metazoa; Arthropoda; Branchiopoda; Diplostraca; Daphniidae. The record is from RefSeq and is a predicted model, not a curated record. Bases 125 to 1195 code for a protein of 356 amino acids.
CUCCAUUCGACAUUAAAAGAAAAUAUGAUGCCAGCAGACAUUUUUCUUAGAUAGAGCAGUGUAUAAUCCAUUCACGGCGUGGAUUGCAGUCAAGCACGUCGUGAAGGGUCAACAACUUACGAGAAUGAAAAGGAAAGAAGCUGCUAUCAAGUCAACAUUAAUCGUUAUUUCUGUGUUGGUGAUGCCAUCAGAAGUGACGACACUCAUCAGUGACACUCAUCAUUCUAUUCAUUCGGAGGCCAAUCACAACCGUCUCAUCUCACCUGCUCAACUUGACGGAUGCUUCUAUACAGACAGCUAUUUGAAUCGACGUCAUUUGAAGAUAAGAAGCGACGACAUCAUCUACGGAACCGGACCCAGCAGCAGAAGCGGCGAAGAAGAAAGAUUUAAGCAUCAGUGCCUUCAGCCUCGACUUGUUGUUCGGCGAUACGAAAAGGAAGAUGUCGUCCGCUGCCUAGAUUCUUUGUGGGUGCGAAAGGGCAGUAGACAACCCGUAUACAUCGCCUUCGUAGGCGACUCGACUUCUCGGCAACACUUUGUCAGCCUCGUCAGGUUGAUUCCUGAUUACGAUAGAGAGACUGUAAGCCGAUUCAACACUCCAACUGCUGAACAACUUUAUCAUGACGACAUGAACAUUACCAGUCCUCUUUUGGCCAAUUUGAAACUCGCCUUCUUCUGGCGGAAUCUAAUCAACGAGGAGAUGCUAUCUCUUUUCAGGCGAUGGGCAUCUACAGAAGAUCAAUCGCAAGUCCCCGAUUUAAUUUUCUUUGGCGCAACCGUUCAUCACAUGCUACCCAGUAAUCAUUUCAGUUUUGAAACGUACCAAACGCUGUUGGAAAAUGAGUUGGUACCUCUCAUGAAGAAAAGUUUGGCUGUUCAUCCUCACCAGGAGAUUAUCUGGUUGAAACCAAGCCACACGAUUGAGCGCAAUGUGAACAGCGUGAUUCCAGUAUACCAAGAUAAAAUAAAGAAAUACACUGCUAUUCUCCCUCGGGCCUUAAAAGAUACGAGAAUUGUGAUUUGGGACACGAUCAACGCCCUGGCCGAGGAAUACAUCCGCGCCUGCACUUUGACUCGGUACGACCGUCAAGACGUGCAUUAUUUUGAAAAUUGCCACGAUCUCAUCCAUACGGGAAUGAGGGCUAUUUCAAUAGGAACUCGACUCCUCUUGAACCACUUAUGUAAAACACUUUAGUCGGGGCUGCAUGCUGGGAUUGCACGCUCUAAUAUAUAUUAAUC